Messenger RNA from Naegleria lovaniensis, 879 nucleotides. RefSeq lists its product as uncharacterized. Bases 1 to 879 code for a protein of 292 amino acids. Lineage: Eukaryota; Heterolobosea; Eutetramitea; Acrasida; Naegleriidae. The transcript has a single exon. The record is from RefSeq and is a predicted model, not a curated record.
AUGUCAAAAUUCGCUGGCCAGGAAAUUCGUUCCAACAACAAUCCUCGCCACCGCCAUCAUCAUUAUUUUCUCACAUUAUUCACCAUCACCAGUCUCCUUCUCCUUCUCUUCUUCUUCUCUCACUCUUCUCACGCCGCUGUUUCCUCAUGUGCUGAAAAUCGAGCUCAACUUGUUGUUUCAUCCACUGCUGCUGCUGUUACAUUGGAUGCCAGCUCGUCGUUGGAAAAUUCAGUGAUCACCGAUGAGUCUUCAUCAUCAUCGACACUCUUUAUCAGAAGAAGAUUUGGAGCCGCUGCUGGUGCUGGUCCAAGAAGAGCACAAGGUCGUUCUUCAACUCCUAUUCGUGUCGCACGUCAAGGUGCUGCUGCUGCUAGAAGAAGAAUGGGUCCCGGAGGACGUGCUAGAGUUCGUGGCGGUCGUGGAGGUGGUCGUGGAGGAGGUCAUGGUGGUCAUGGAGGAGGUCAUUAUCAUGGAAAUCGUUAUUGGUCGAAUUUCCAAAUGCCUCUCACACCUCAAGCAAGAAGAAUUUGUGGAAGAACUGUAAGGAAAUAUGAUGGAGCUGUUGGACCAAAAGUUGCUAAAACUGGAUAUAAAAGAGCACCUUUUAAUGGAUUGAAAUGUGUGGCUUGUGAGGUGGAUUGUGCCAAUGCUAAAUUGGAUAAGGAAACGACCUUGUUUGAAAAGUGUGAAACUCAAUUCCAUUAUUAUGGAUGUAAAUUGUCAAAGCCAUGUUUUAGUUUGCAAACUGCUGCUGUUUCACAUAUUGAGGCCAUGAUUGCGGUGUGUAUGCAUAGAAAUGGAUGUGUAUUGAAGGAAGAGCUCAAGGAAAGAGGAUUGAAAAAACUUGCGAGAACCAUCAAGAAGAGUGUUGUUGCUUAA